This is a messenger RNA of Closterium sp. Naga37s-1, 2016 nucleotides long. The record is from the annotation of a GenBank genome assembly. Lineage: Eukaryota; Viridiplantae; Streptophyta; Zygnematophyceae; Desmidiales; Closteriaceae.
AUGAACGCGGCGCGGGGAGGCGGAGCGGGGGACGGGUCGCGCGAUGCGUCGAAGAAGUCGAGCAAGCGCUCCACCGGCAGCCGGCGGAGUGGCGCGAGCAAGGGUGGAUCGAGCGGCGCAGCAGCGGGUGAGCGAGCAGUGCGGCGCCUGAGGCUGUCAAAGGCGCUAACGCUGCCCGACACCACGACAGUGGCGGACGCGUGUCGACGAAUGGCCAACCGCCGCGUGGACGCGUGCCUGCUCACCGACUCCAGCGCGCUGCUCUGUGGCAUCAUGACAGAUCGGGACUUGGCAUUGAAGUGUGUGGGCGAGGGGUUGGACGUGAACAGCACGCUGGCGUCAGCAGUGAUGACCAAGAACCCCACCUUCGUCACCAUUGACUCGUCUGCUGUGGACGCACUGCAACGCAUGGUGCAGGGGAGGUUCCGGCAUCUGCCGGUGAUAGAGGAGGGCGAGGUGGUGGCGCUACUGGACAUCACGCGGUGUCUGUAUGACGCCAUUGCCAAGAUGGAGCGCGCUGCAGAGAGGGGCGACGCGCUCGCUGCUGCCAUGGAAGGCGUGGAGCGCCAGUGGGGGGGCAACGCCGCCAUGGGCUUCGUGGAGACGUUUCGGGACAAGGUGUUCCGGCCCACACUUGCAACAGUGCUUGGUGAAGAACCCAGGCUGGCUACAGUACUGAAGACGGACCUAGUACGCACGGCAGCGAGGAGGAUGAGGGAGAGCCGAGUGAGCUCAGUGAUUGUCACCAACGGCGCCACCAACCGCCCCUGCGGCAUCCUCACAUCCAAGGACAUUCUCACACGAGUGCUCGCUCUUAACCUGCACCCAGACACCACGCUCGUUGACAAGGUGAUGACGCCGAAUCCAGAGUGUGUGCUGCUGAGCACACCAGUGGUGGACGCCCUUCACACCAUGCACGACGGCCGCUUCCUGCAUCUCCCUGUGGUGGACCCAGAUGGCAACUGUGUCGCAUGUGUAGAUGUGCUUCAGCUCACUCAAGGCGCCAUGUCCUCCGCUGCGGCAGCGUCGGGGUCGGAGAGUGGUGACGCCAUGGGGCAGCUCAUGCAGCGCUUCUGGGACUCCGCCCUCGCCCUGCCGCCUGCUGACACCGAGGAAGACACCGCCAGUGUGCGCAGCAGUGAUAUGUCGGACCAGGUGCGCCCCUCAGGCAGCAGGAGGAGAGGAGGCGGCGCAACAGCAGCAGGUGGAGCGGGGGGAGCAGGUGUUACUCCUGCUGGUGCAGUUGGCGCAGGGGCGCUGGGAGCCGGAGGAGCGAUGGGAGGAGCAAUUGGAGGAGCGAUGGUGGGGGGGUUGGGCGAGGAUCUGUUUUCGUUCAAGCUGGAGGACAGGAGGGGGCGCGUGCACCGGUUCACAGCGGGCAGUGAGAGCAUGGCGGAGCUGGUGUGCGCCGUGGCGUCGAGGCUUGGAGGGGACUAUGACCCCGACAACCCGCCCUCCAUCCUCGUGAGUCCAUCACUCUCCUCUGGUCACUUCUGGUCCAAGGACUGUCAUCCCAGCAACCAACGGUCUAUCCUGUACGCGGACGAGGACAAUGACAUGGUGGUCAUCUCUACAGACGAGGAUCUGCACGCGGCUGUCAAGUUCGCCAAAGCUACCGGCAUCAAGGGUUUGAAGCUCCAUCUUGAAUUUCACGAUGAUGAGGACCCGGACUCCCAUUCCAUGCACGGAUCGCAACAUGGGUCGCAACACGGGUCGCAACACGGGUCACAACGUGGAUCGCUUCGCACGUCGCAUCACCAGCGCACACCAUCGCAAAUCAACGGCUCUCGUCGCACCAACGUUUCCACCCCACCUCGCCCAUCCACGCCGCGAAAAUCCACCGGGCCUGCCUCUCCGGCUCGGUCCCGAGCCUAUGGUGCAGGUUCGGAAGAAGGUGCGGCGGCUUCAAGUUGGGACAAUGCAAUGUGGGCGUACACAGUGUCGAUGCUGGCGGUGACAGCGGUGGCAGCAGUGAGUGUGGGUGUGGCUGUGUACAUGCACCGAAGCAAGCAGUGA